GCUAAGGUUCUAUUGCCGUUGACUAUUGGCCGAACUUUAUGUUUCCAAAGUGAUUUGGUGGUAGUAGGCAACUAACUUUAGUCAGUCACACACACGAUAUCCUCGUUUCUUGAUCGAAACAAAUCGACGUACUAUACGCGAAGGUGACCAUGGACGAUAUACCGUUCGUUGACUCUCUCGAGGACCAGCAUUUCGUGAAGGCAACAAAAUUCAUCGAGCUGAACACUUCUUCUUUUCCGCAAAAUCAACUGUUAAGUUUCUACGGAUUGUACAAGCAAGCGACAGUGGGUCCCUGCACUACCAACAUACCAGGCAUUUUACACCCGCAAGCACGAGCCAAAUGGUACGCGUGGAAUAAGCUGCACCAGCUAGACAAGUCAUCGGCAAAGUUAGAAUAUGUGAAGUUACUAGAUGAACUGCAGCCUGAUUGGGACAGCAGCCGUGGCAGCGCUUGGGUUUCCGUGUCCCGCCCAAAGCGACAGGAGGAGGAUGAAUGUAUCGAUGAGGAGGAGGAACAUUUACUUACUACCAACAUAAAGGACAGUUGGUUAGAAGGGGUACGUCAUGAACUGCGUAGUGGAAAAUACACAAACCAGUUGAACAAGUUGGAUAAGUCUGGGCUCGGCAUUAUCCAUUGGGCGGCAGAUCGAGGAGACGCGUCCGUCCUGCGAUGCAUACUGCAAACUCCCGGAAUCAAUGUUAAUCUACCAGACAUAGCAGGUCAAACGGCGUUACACUAUGCAUGCAGCUGCGACAACUAUGAUUGUGUGAAACUGUUAUUGAUGUUUAACGCUGACCGCGGUUUGGGCGAUGAAAAUGGAACAACAUGCAUUGAGGUUGCGUUAUGUGAAAAAAUUAGAGAACUUUUAAAGGACGAUGAAUAAGCAAUAAAGAAGAUGUGAGCGAAGUAGUUUCUUCAGACUGUUGGCUGGUGGUGCCAUCAUGCAGCAUAU
Anopheles bellator is the source of this 953-nucleotide messenger RNA. RefSeq lists its product as uncharacterized. The record is from RefSeq and is a predicted model, not a curated record. Gene Ontology annotation, molecular function: fatty-acyl-CoA binding; protein binding. The coding region runs from base 150 to 884 and encodes 244 amino acids. NCBI's taxonomy places the organism in Eukaryota, Metazoa, Arthropoda, Insecta, Diptera, Culicidae. The transcript has a single exon.